Stylophora pistillata is the source of this 3475-nucleotide messenger RNA. RefSeq lists its product as uncharacterized. Gene Ontology annotation, molecular function: phosphoric diester hydrolase activity. Lineage: Eukaryota; Metazoa; Cnidaria; Anthozoa; Scleractinia; Pocilloporidae. Gene Ontology annotation, biological process: lipid metabolic process. The record is from RefSeq and is a predicted model, not a curated record.
CAAUAAUUUACGAAUAGAAAGGGCCAGAUUGAAAAAGUAAACUUUGAAACCUAUGGCCAGCGGCAUGAUAACCGUAAUCGCUUGACCCAGAAUUAAACCACUGACUUGGUUUACGUUGUGUGCGUGCGUACGUGUGUUUUUUCUUUCUAAUACGCCGAACUGAAGGAACAUACAGUAAUCAAUAUGACUAUCUGAUAAGAACUAUAUCUAAGAAUCAUGACUGCCAGUUGAGGACACUAAAGAAGUAAGAAAUAAAACAAAAGUUGAGUAAAAAUACAAGCUGUGCGAUAGAGGAAACAAGUAUGACAAAAGUUUAUAUUUUUAAGCUACGAUGUGCAUAUAAAAGGCAGUCCGCUCCACGUUCUUCACUCAAAGGUGUCGACAGAUGCUUAUAGUUGUUACGUCUCUUGAAUGGCUACUCCGUAGCAACGACCCGAAAUACAAUGUAGGGAGGGGGAGAGAGGGGGUCCCAGCCUCCCACUUCCCGUACCACGUUUUCUCACCCCCCGUACUUUUGUACCCCUUUGCCUCCCGGCUCCAUCGAAAUACUUCCGUCUCCAGGUAAAUAGAAAUGACCAGAAACCCAGCUUUUUGACAUGUUGUGUCAAAACGUAUAAUUCUUCACCAUUCUCUAGCGUUGCAUUUAGCCGUUAUGAUAGUGCCAUUAUCGUAAAUUUUCCCGGAAUGAAAUGCUUGUAUAGUUCUCUCCUUUUUUAACUUUCUGACCGUAGUUGGAACCUCUCGAACGAGUUACCAAAUAAAGAACUGCCGAUUGCGUGACGCAACAGGUCUACUCCCAUCUUCGAACACUAAUCUCCUUCGUUAAGUUACAGAAGUGUCGUGAAAGAAACUGUUGUGCUUCAUCUGCCGGCACGUAAAACAUUGCACGGCUUAUAAAAUAUUAUGUAAAUACGCGGCCACAUUUAAUUGUGAAUAUUUCCACCCAACCGAGACGAAACUGAAAAUCAAGCUUGGCGCCUCUGGUCUCCAUUGUCAUGUAAAGGCUCUGGUUUGAAAUAAAAGGCGAGAAAUCAAAGAAAGCGAAAUUAACUGGCAAGCCUUUAGCCCUUCAUUGCUGUCUCGGUUCGUUUUGAUUUGUUUCGUUUUUCAUACUAUUCUAUAAACAGUGGGUUUGUUUCAUUACGUUACGUAAUGAAAUGAAAAAUUUCGCAACUGCAAGGAGCCUAACAAAAAAAAUUUGGCAAUUUAACUGGAUUUGAACGUGUGAUCUCGUGAUGCUGUUACGAUGCUAUAACCGAUUGAGUUUACCAUUUAUUUCUCCAGAUCUGAUUAUCAAUUCUUCUCAUUAUCUGCUUUACAUUUCCUUCCAACUCAGUAACGAGAAUUCAUUGUUCAAUCAAGAUAACAACUUCUACCUUUAUGUUUAAGGUAUUCUCAUUACAAGUUUGUAGGAUAUUGUGUGGAUAUUAUAGGGAGAAGUUACAUGUCAAUCACUUACGGGAAUUAAAGGGUUACGUAACCAAUAGUGUUAAGACCCGGUCAAAUGAAGACUUGUGUGUUCUUUUAUUGGUAAUAAAAUACAUAUACUUAAAGGGUAAAAUUUCCGCUCAGGAAAUGAGCCGUGAAAAUUACCCAGACAGUGACGUUUAUUUUUAGGUUAAAAGUUGCGUUACUUUUGUGUUCGCAUUCCUCGAGGAAGUCACACCAGGAUCAGUUCCCCCUCAAACCGAAAGUACAUCAAACUCAAAUUUCCGGAUGAUCGACAAAUGGUAAUGGAGAAAUUCUGUUAUAGACUCCUCUUCCUUUUCACAGCUAUAGUGAUUCUCACAAACGUAUACUCUUCCUCAAAUGACCAAUGCAAGCCAGUUCGGUUCCUCGAUAAUCAAGAUGCAACGGAUAAAGAAGUUGAAGAGUACGUGAAUUAUUUCGCCCGGCCCACCAUAUCUAGUCCCUUGAAGCAGUAUCUCCACAAACCGAGGACAUUGUUCGCUUUGGCCAAAGCGGCUGAAAUCGCUGUCGAGCAUUACAGCGAGAAUUCAAACAGAAUCUUCCGACUUCGACAGAUCCUCGAUUUGAAAGAGCUAGGUCAAGGCACGCACUACUGGUUUCAUGUUCUGGUUUUAGAAGGCGACAAAUUUCUUACAGAGGCCUUCUUUGAGGUUCAAAUCUCCAAUCAUUCGCAUGCAGAGGAAAACUCAAACUGGAGCAACUUAAAUUUUGGCGAAUUCACAAAGAUUCGACCGUAUGAAGAAGAAUGCGACCAACUAAGCAAACUUGCAAAUUGUACCUGCCGUCAUCACGGCAGGUGUGAUAAAGGGACAGCUCGUAUUUCGCCCUGGCUUGCAUUUGCUCUCAAAACGCAAAGAGAGAUUCAAAUCAACCAGCCUUUUGAUCAGAUUCAAAUGGUUUCCGCACACAAUGCCUUCAAUGACCGAGCCGAUGGAUAUGGUUAUGCAGACUGGUGCCCCUGGCCACCCCCCUACCAACAUCUUUGUUUGGAUUUAGCUAAUCAAGAGUUCAGUUUUACAGAUUUACUCAACAUGGGGGUGCGGGGUAUUGAAGUCGAUCCAUGGUGGUGCUUCGAAAAGAUGUUGAUGAGUCACGAUGACAAGAAGGCAUACCGGGGCUGUGCACCGUGGGACAGGGAAUUUAAGGACGGCAUAAAGGAAAUUGGCCAGUGGGUGCAUCAACCGGAAAAUUCCCAGGAAGUCAUUCGUAUCUACUUUGAAGAUGGCGCCAGUCACACCCAAGGCCAUGACCAGUUGAUCAAUGGUCCAAUAGCCGAAUAUCUGGGAGAUAAAGUACUAACACCCUCUGAGUGCAAGAAAUAUUUUCAAGGCAGGUGGCCGACCAUGAAAGAGCUGAGAGAAAUCAACAAAACUAUUGUCUUGGCUGGAUUUGGGGACGAACAUGGCGGCGAGUACAUUUUUCCCGGAUACUGGAUUGAACAGACAAAAAACUCCUUCACUGCCAGACCUAACUGUUCAGCUAUCAAUCCCGAUAAGCCCUCCAGAGUGUACUGCGACAGUACAGAAUACCUUUUCUUUUGGAACGGCCCCAAAGAAACAGGUGUAAUCCUGGACUUUUCUAGGUACAUGAAGUGUGGAGUGACCUAUCCCUCUGCAGAUCAAGUCAACCCUACCAUGCUUGCCACAGCUGUGUUCACAUGGGCUGAAGGUGAACCAUCCCAGCCCCUCACAGACACAUCCUGCGUAGUGCUGGGAGGGAGGACCGAAAGAUGGCAUCUGUGCGGCUGUCAAGAAAAUCAUCUGUUUGCUUGUCAAUCAAAUAAAAAUGCCAGCAUCUGGGCGACAAGUGUCAUGACAGGGCAUUAUGCCAAACCUGUGUGUCCUGAUGGACACUCUUUCAGUAUUCCUCAUAAUGGCCUUGAGCAUCAGCAGUUGUUAAAUGUUAUGAAAGGAAGAGAUGUGUGGGUGAACCUGACUCCAUACAUUCCCUCACUGAUAUGAUGCUCUACAAUCACACUCUUUCCAUUUUUUUUAUCUUUGAGGUG